AUGAAAAAGCAAAUGCAAAUGCAAAUAUAGGAUUGAGGACCAAAGCGUGGGGUCUCUUAAUUUCACCUCUUUGCAGAGACCUCCCACAUUUGGGACUACGUUCCUCUCUUUAAUUAGUCUCUACAUCCCUCUUUUGGCUACUAUUUGUGUUCAUCAUCCUUUAGGAUUUCUGAAGGGGAGCUUGGAGCAGCGGUAAAAUUGUCUCCAUGUGACAUAUAGGUCUUGGGUUCGAGCCGUGAAUGUAGCCACGAAUGCUUGCAUUACGGUAAGUUGUCUACAUCACACCCUUCAGGUGCGACCCUUCGCCCGGACUUAGCGUGAAUGCAAAAUGCUUUGUGCACCGAGUUACCUUUAUAUCCUUUAGGAUUUCUGGUCCAAAAAGGGAAAACUAGAGGUUGUUCUAAAGAACCGAUGCACUAAGCUCCCGCUAUGCGCUGGUUCCGUUGAAGGUUCGGACCAAAAGAGAGUAUUGUACACAGGCUUCGCUACAUUUCUGCAAGAGGCUGUUUCCAUGGCUCGAACUCGCGACCUCCUGGUCACAUUGCAACAACUUUAGCAGUUAUGCCAAGGUUCCUCUUCAGAGAUAUUUCUUUAGAAAUGGAAAGUUCAAAUGGAUCAUCAAGCUUGAAAAAUUUCUCCUUUUCAAACAAGCAGUUGAUCAUGGACUCCACUUCAGAGGGAUCGGGUCACCAUCAUCGGUGUAACUCGGAGAGCUUUCUUAUAGAGGAGCAACCUUCUUGGCUUGAUGACCUUUUGAAUGAACCGGCAGAAACAGUAGCUGUACACAAAGGUCAUCGCCGUUCAGCUAGCGACACUUUUGCGUACGUAGGAGCAGCUGCAGAGAGGUUAAACACAAGGGAAAAUAACAACAAUGUAAAUGUAGGAGGAUCUUCAAUCAACUACGUCAGUUACAAAGAUCAUUUUACUUCAGUUUCCUACGACACAAAGCCAACUUCUGCUAAGGCUGCUCUGGAAUUGAAUGAGAAGCAUAGCAGAGAGGUCAUAAGUACACAAAACAAAGAGGGCUCUAAUGAAAGAUCAAACAAUACACAAGCCAAACAUUCCAUGUCCAAGGCUGAUGCAAAACGUGCUAAACAGCAAUCUGCUCACCGAUCACGUGUCAGAAAACUUCAGCAUAUAGCUGAACUUGAAAGAACAGUUCAAGCUUUGCAGGCAGAAGGAUCUGAGCUCUCUGCUGAGCUAGAAUUUCUUGACCAACAAAAUAUUAUACUGAGCAUGGAGAAUAGAGCCCUGAGGCAGCGUUUGGAUAGCUUAUCACAAGAGCAGCUCAUAAAACAUUUGGAGCAAGAGAUGUUGGAGAGGGAACUUACAAGGUUACAAACUCUGUAUCAGAUGCAGAGGCAACAAAUGCAACAACAACAGCAUCAGCAGCCACAACAGCAGAAUCACUCUAAACACCGUCGAAAUAAAAGCAGAGAUCUUGAAGCCCAAUUUGCCAACCUCUCAAUCAAGAACAAUGAAGCCAGUUCCAGCAGAGUUCAGGUUACUGGUUCAGUCCGGAUGUAAAUGAGACUCGGCCUUUUUACAGCGCCAAGUGGAAUGUCUCAAUCUUUCCUUUUCCACUUAAAUAUCGGGAUUCAGUAUUACUAAAGAAAACUUUUAGAGUAAAAGAUGAUUGAAAAUUCUGCCCUGCCAUGUAUAUUCUUAGGCUUCUACUACAGCCUAGUCCUAACUGAACCAAUAAAUUGUGCAGAUGUGGAAGUGAGGUUUGCUGUAAAUUGUGACUAAGGUGACCAUCCAUUCUGCUUUCAAGUUUCACACAUGUAAACAUGUUCUGCAUAGUAGAGAUGGUUUUUGUAUUAAUGCAGAUUCCAAUAAAUUUCUUGCUUAUUGUUCAAACUU
Molecule: messenger RNA, 1863 nt
Organism: Nicotiana attenuata
Lineage: Eukaryota; Viridiplantae; Streptophyta; Magnoliopsida; Solanales; Solanaceae
Exons: 7
Coding region: 562-1527 (321 amino acids)
Biological process (GO): regulation of DNA-templated transcription
Molecular function (GO): DNA-binding transcription factor activity
Source: RefSeq, a predicted model, not a curated record